Messenger RNA from Pundamilia nyererei, 858 nucleotides. Its product is annotated as E3 ubiquitin-protein ligase RNF170. The record is from RefSeq and is a predicted model, not a curated record. The coding region runs from base 1 to 693 and encodes 230 amino acids. The transcript has 5 exons. Gene Ontology annotation, molecular function: ubiquitin protein ligase activity. Lineage: Eukaryota; Metazoa; Chordata; Actinopteri; Cichliformes; Cichlidae.
AUGGCUGUCACAACAUUUGGCACUACCAGACAGGUUGCUUUGCCACAAAUAUUUGCCACAGAAUCCAUGCAGGCAUGUCAGUCUUCGAACAGACGAGACUGGCACUGCCCAGUCUGCCUGCAGACGGCCAGAUUCCCAGUCCAGACGAACUGCGGCCAUUUGUUCUGCGCUCCCUGUCUUAUCGCCUAUUGGAGGCAUGGGUCAUGGUUAGAUGCAAUCAGUUGUCCUCUUUGCAGACAGAAGGUCAGCGUGCUCUGCCACCUGUUCAGCGAGACCCGAUCAGACCAGCAGUCAAAAGAAGUUCUCGAUGAAAUCACAGCCUACAACAAACGUUAUUCUGGAGCUCCGCGCAGGGUAACUGACUACCUCUGUGACACCCCCCUGCUUCUGCAGUUACUGGUUCGUGGCCUGGGCACCAUGGGAGGACUCGUGUGGCUGUUUCUGUUCAGGGUUGCCCUGUGCUGCGUGGGGACCGUGAUGUCCAUCUCCUCCCCUGCUCUGGAUGCCGUGUCUUCAUCGAGCACCCUAGAAACAGACCCCUCUCUCUGUGGACUGCUAGGUCUCCUGGAUGACCUGGUGGUGGUCAUCCUGCUCCUUAUCUGUGUUAUCAAUAUCAACCAGCAAAUAGCACCAGAGAGAGGACAACCUGGAAAUGCUACAACCUCACAGGGAGUGAUGGGAGAUUCACUUUAGAGAGCAUGAGCAGCUGGAGCGUGGCAGCACAAGCUGUUAGACAUGGACUUUUAUUGAAUUUCUUCCCUCUGGCUGGAUUAGUGGUUAGAAGAAUAUUGACAACUGCACAGCAUGCAACAGUCAAGGUGUUAGAGGUUGUCUGAGCCUCCCUAAAUGUAGAUUCAG